UAUAUGAUGUGACACAUCACGCAUAUUUUGAUUUAGUCUAAAUAUGUAGACAUUUGAAUUAUUUAAUGAGUGGUGGAUUACGACAAGAAUUUCGAUGACGAUAUUGAAUCUUGAUGACAAAAUUAUUAUGAUUGAAAAGUAUAUAUAGUGUUUCAAUCUGAAAGAUUGCCAAUAUGAUUGAAAUUCUGGCAAAACUUGUUCGAGGCCCUGUGUAUUUUUCUGGAGAGAUUGUAGAAUGUUUGGUGACAUUUACUAAUCCUCCGAAUCCAAAUCAUCAAAUAUCACAAAGUCACAGUGAUCUAUUCGAGAGUCUUGCAUGGGCGAGUGCACAAGUCCAUUGCCAAUGUACAACGAACAGCAAAAUGGUAUUUUCAGAAAAAAUAAAUACUGCAGCUCGCUCAGUAGCAAUUAACGCAAAUACUACUUUUGCACCAUGGCAACAGGACAAUGGACAUGUAGUGCUGAAUACAAAGCCGAAAAUCUUAUGUUGUGAUUUAAGACUGUCACCUGGAGAAAGUAAGACUUAUAUUUAUCGUGAAACAAUACCAAGUGACGCUCCACCUUCAUACAGAGGACAAGCUGUAAAAUAUUCUUAUAAGAUUACUAUUGGAACACAAAGAGUGAAUACAGUUAUAAAACUGUUACGAGUACCAUUUAGAGUACUUUCUUUAAGUGAAUUACCAGAGAUAACAGCAUGCAAUGAUAGUGUGGAUCUGAGUCCGAACAAUCCGUUUAUGGAAACACAACAUAGGGAAACUCCACUAGAUAUUGCUCUUCAAACAUUGCAGAAUUUAACAGCCAGACGCAGUCCAAAUUUUUACAACGUGACAAACGGCCGCGGACGCGUAGUACGAUUCUGCCUCUUUAAGAAUUCCUACAAACUCGGUGAGGACAUUGUUGGAACCUUCGAUUUUUCGAAUGCGACUGUAUCCUGCGUUCAGGUAUCCGUGUCUCUACAGUCAGAAGAGCACGUGUCGGAGGAGUAUAAACGGGGAAAGACCGCAACGCCAACAUUGAUCAGCUACAACAAGCAUCACGAGAUGUGUCUCGGUCUCAAGUAUUCACACCUAGUGCUACCGAUACCUUUGCACGUUACGCCAGAUUUUACUACCGAUUUGGUGACACUCAAGUGGCGAUUGCAUUUCGAGUUCGUCACAACGCCAAAACUGAUGGACAUGCCCAAUAAGAAUACCAUAAGUUGGCAUGGACCGUCGAUUCUGAAUGUCGAAACGAUGAUUUGGGAUCUUCCGUUGCACAUUCAUCCGACCACUACUCCACCGAACAUGCCACAACAGACGAAAUACAACACCAUCAUAUAAGUACCAUAACAUAUGCACGUAUAUCUAAUAAAAUAUCAAUUAAUAUUAACAAUAAUAUAACACUAAUGUUAUAAUUUCAACAGUGUAAAUAUAAUAUAACACAUGUAUUCCAUAAUAGUUACAUUAUUGAAUAUGAAAUAAUAACAUUGAUGUUAUAUUAGUUGCUGAAUUAUUUAGCGUGUUCAUGUAAAAGAAGUGAAUUAUCGUUAUUUUAAUGUAAUAUAAAGAUAUAGUAUAUAAUUCUGCAUUUUGUGAUUUUCGUAUGCUUUGGUAAGUAUACGAUUAUUGUUGUUCCAUAUCUUAGAAAACAAUUUGCAUUCUGUAUGAUAAUUUAUUAUAUAUGAGAAAGAUAUAUAUAUAUUUUUCGUAUAUUUAUGUACAUAAAUAAAAAAAGUUAUGUAAUAAAGGAAAACGUUAGAAUAA
Molecule: messenger RNA, 1742 nt
Organism: Atta colombica
Lineage: Eukaryota; Metazoa; Arthropoda; Insecta; Hymenoptera; Formicidae
Product: RAB6A-GEF complex partner protein 2
Exons: 6
Coding region: 174-1319 (381 amino acids)
Biological process (GO): retrograde transport, endosome to Golgi
Cellular component (GO): Golgi membrane; Ric1-Rgp1 guanyl-nucleotide exchange factor complex
Source: RefSeq, a predicted model, not a curated record